Messenger RNA from Microthlaspi erraticum, 2439 nucleotides. The record is from the annotation of a GenBank genome assembly. Lineage: Eukaryota; Viridiplantae; Streptophyta; Magnoliopsida; Brassicales; Brassicaceae.
AUGGAAAAGAUCUGUGUCGCAGUCAGAGUGAGGCCGCCGACGCCGGAAUCAUCACCGGAAAACGGAUCUUCUCUCUGGAAAGUCGAAGACAACCGGAUCUCUCUUUACAAGUCACUCGACACACCAAUCUCAACCUCUUCUUACGCUUUCGAUCAUGUGUUCGACGAAAGUUCUACGAAUGCAGAAGUCUACGAACUUCUGACAAAGGAUAUAAUCCACGCCGCCGUCGAGGGUUUCAAUGGUACUGCAUUUGCUUAUGGGCAAACUAGUAGUGGAAAGACGUUUACAAUGACAGGUUCUGAAACCGAUCCUGGGAUUAUUCGAAGAUCUGUGAGAGAUGUGUUUGAGAAAAUACAAAUGAUAUCUGACCGAGAGUUUCUCAUCCGGGUUUCGUACAUGGAAAUUUACAACGAAGAGAUCAAUGAUCUUUUAGCUGUUGAGAACCAGAGGCUGCAGAUUCAUGAACAUUUGGAGCGUGGAGUAUUUGUUGCUGGUCUCAAGGAAGAAAUUGUUAGUGACGCUGAACAGAUUCUAAAGCUUAUAGAUUCUGGAGAAGGUAAUAGGCACUUUGGUGAGACAAACAUGAACGUUCACAGUAGCAGAUCCCACACCAUUUUCAGAAUGGUGAUUGAGAGCAGAGGAAAAGAAAACAAUUCUUCGGAUGCUAUUCGUGUGUCAGUCUUGAAUUUGGUGGACUUGGCUGGAUCUGAGCGAAUUGCUAAAACUGGUGCUGGUGGAGUACGCUUGACGGAAGGGAAGUACAUUAAUAAGAGCUUAAUGAUUCUUGGUAAUGUCAUCAAUAAACUAAGUGAGAGUGCAAAGCUAAGGGCACAUAUUCCAUACAGAGAUAGUAAGCUGACUCGGAUUCUUCAGCCUGCGCUCGGUGGUAAUGCCAAGACUUGCAUUAUAUGCACUAUUGCACCAGAAGAGUAUCAUAUUGAAGAAUCAAAAGGAACUCUCCAAUUUGCAAGCAGAGCCAAGCGCAUCACCAACUGUGCUCAAGUGAAUGAGAUCUUGACUGAUGCUGCUUUAUUGAAGCGCCAAAAGUUAGAGAUAGAAGAGCUACGUAUGAAGCUUGAGGGAUCUCAUGCUGAAGUGUUGGAACAAGAGAUCUUAAAGUUAAGCAAUCAGAUGCUUAAGUAUGAGUUAGAAUGUGAAAGGCUAAAAACACAACUGGAAGAUGAGAGAAGGAAACAGAAGGAGCAGGAACAAUGCAUCAAGGAGCAACAGUUGAAAAUUGAUAACUUAAACAAUCUUGUCACUAAUUCAGACUUCAAGAGGAACCAGUCAGAGGACUUUAUUAGUCUAAGAAAGAAUCCAAAUGGGCUAUGCAAUGCCAAUGAGAGCAGCGAUGCCCCUGUGACUCCUUGCUUCAAAUCAGCUUCACAUUCCUUUGUGGUUGCCCGGUCAAAUUAUGCACUGUCUGAUUUUAGUCCGAUGGUUGAUUCCCUGGGGGACGUGGCCGAUGAAGAUACUUGGACGAAGCUAAACAAGGGUUUUGUUGCAGACCUUGAUAAACUCCAAUAUACACCUGCCAUCAAAAGACAAAUCACUCCAGUAGCCAUGCCAACCAUGGAUUGCUCGCGUGAAAGUUACAAAGAGGUGGAAGAUCUCAAAAGUCAGAUUGAGCUGCUGACCAAUGAGAAGGACAGUCUUCAGGUAAAAUUCAACGAGCAAGUGGAUACGAACAACAAACUGAUGGAAGAGAUGUCUAAGCUCAAACAAGAAACGCUUCCGAUGAAAGAAAUUCCAAAACGUUUAUCUGACUCAGUUGCUAACUGCAAGAAUGUCUUCAGUGAUGUUAUAGUCACAAUGAAGAGCUUAAUGGCUGGGAAAGACUCUCCAACGGCAACACUGCUCUUUGGUACAACUGAAAUCACAAGGAGCCUUCUCUCAACACUAGAAACACAAUUCUCGAUGAUAAUGGAUGGUCAGGAAGAAUCAGAUCAAUGGGAAACACUUCGCGUGAGUCUCAAGAACACAGCCACAUCGUUGCUGUCAGACGCACAAGCCAGAGACGAAUUUCAUAACAGCCACAACAAGGGCUUAGAAACGGCUGUUAUGGAGGAGAAACUCAAGUCUGAGCUAAGCACCAUCAAGGAAAGAUAUAACGAGCUGGAGAAAGAGUUGUGUUUGGCAAAAGCUUCAAGAGAGAGCCAUGAGAGGCUUGAAAAGGAAGUAGAGUUGUUGAAGGAAGAAAGAGAUUCUUUAGACGCAGAAAUCUCGAAAGCAACUCGGAGACUGAGAGCCACUGCGAGUGAGAAAGAGAAUGUUUUGAAAGAUCUUAACGUGGAAGUGAAGAGAAGGAAAGAGAUGGAGGAAGAGAUUAAGCAGAUCAGCUUUGCUUUUGCUAGUAGGCAGAGGUCUUUAGUGUCUUUUCACAAUGAAAUCAAAUCCAAAAUGCAGAAACUAACCACUCAAAAUCCAAAAUCUCAGUAG